Molecule: messenger RNA, 927 nt
Organism: Pleurotus ostreatus (oyster mushroom)
Lineage: Eukaryota; Fungi; Basidiomycota; Agaricomycetes; Agaricales; Pleurotaceae
Exons: 8
Coding region: 1-927 (308 amino acids)
Source: RefSeq, a predicted model, not a curated record
AUGGCCGACAACAUCUUGCACGAACUAAAUGCUAGGAGCCUCUUCGAUCUGCGCGGUGUGGUGGCCGUGGUGACCGGCGGCGGAACUGGAAUUGGAAUGAUGAUCAGCUCCACUUUGGUUGCAAACGGCGCGACAGUAUAUAUUAUUGGUCCGAAUCAAAAUGAUCUCGAUAAAGUAACAGAUAUUUACAAUGCAGCGUGCGACAACCACCCUGGAAGAGGAAAGAUGUAUGGCUUGCAAGGUGACAUCCGACUGAAGUCUGAGGCCACACGCCUUAGCCUCGAAAUUGGUAAACGAGAACCAUACGUGACUAUACUAUUCAACAAUGCAGGAGUAGGUGGCCAGGGGAGCUUCGUGCGACCCACCGAGCCCACCGCCUCCACCUUUGUCGCCAACCUAUUCGACGCUGUUGAUCCCGAGUCGUUCGAUAACACAUUACGCACAAACGCUGUUGGCCCUUAUUGGAUGAGCCUGGCCUUCCUCCCUCUCCUAGAAAAGUGGAAACAUGCGGAUAUCCCUGCUGCAAGAAAGUUCGUUCCUCAAAUUGUAAUGACUAGCAGUAUGAACGGUUGGUCAAAGGAUUCUGCCACCGCUGCUUUCUCGUUCCCGUACCUCUUUUCGAAGAGUGCGAUCGGUCACUUUACUUCAUCGCUGGCUCACGAGCUUUUGCCUCUUGGGGUACGCGUCAAUGGUAUUGCGCCAGGUCUUUUCCCAACUGAGAUGGUUAGUCGGGACAAGGCGGACGACCUGGGAAUAUCUCACAUCCCACCCGAUACGCCAUGGCCUCUUGAAACACCCGCCGGGUCUCUAGGUUCCAGAGUGGAUAUGGGGACGCUUGUUUUGUUCCUCGUAGCCAAUCAUUAUGUCAACGGAGAAACAGUGCUCAUUGACGGCGGCUCGUUGUUGAAACAUCCCUCUUCGUACUAA